AGAAAGAGAAACAGCUCACCGCUGAAACCAAAGCAUGGCCUUAUUAUAUGCUUUCCAGGCUAGCAAAACUCCCAAAUGCUCACUUAAAAUAUCGGUAAUUCACUAGUUUAUCUUUUCCACCGCCGAAAAUGAAGAAGAAAAUUGGGAUAAUUGGAGCUGGAAUCAGUGGCCUGCUUGCAUGCAAAAACGCAAUGGAGAAGGGUUUUAAUCCGAUGGUAUUUGAGGCUCGUAGCUGCAUAGGAGGUGUUUGGUCUCAAACUAUAGAGUCUACUAAGCUCCAAACACCCAAAAAUUUAUACCAGUUCUCAGAUUUCCCUUGGCCAUCUUCAGUUAAAGAGAGAUUCCCUGAUCACAACAAGGUCAUGGAGUAUCUUCAAGCCUAUGCUGUUCACUUUAAUAUUCUUCCAAGAAUCAAAUUUAAUUCCAAAGUUAUUAACAUUGAGUAUGUUGCGUCCUCUGAAGAGGAUUUGAUUUCUUGGGAUUUGUGGGGUGGCACAGGGAAAGCCCUCUCCCCUACUGGGAAUUGGGUUAUCAGAAUACAGGAUGCUCAGGAUUCCUCUGUACCAGUUGAGGUGUAUCAAGUGGAUUUUGUGAUCCUUUGCAUUGGAAGGUUUAGUGACCUGCCAAAUAUACCAGAUUUUCCAAUGAACAAAGGUCCUCUGGUAUUUGGUGGUCAAGUCUUGCAUUCCAUGGAUUAUGCUGCCAUGGAUGAUGAUAGUGCUGCUCAAUUUACAAAAGGCAAACGAGUUACAGUUGUUGGCUGUCAGAAAUCAGCAACUGAUAUAGCAGCAGAGAUCGCCAGUAGAAAUGGGGUAGAGCAUCCAUGCACAAUGCUAUAUAGAAAGGCCUACUGGAUGGUUCCUGAGUACUUAGUCUGGUUCACUUUCAUUGGUUUAAAUCGCUUUUCGGAGUUUAUGGUUCACAAGCCUGAAGAAGGAUUCUUCUCUUGGAUCUUGGCAAUCUUGCUUUCACCUCUGCUUUGGAUAUUUUCAACAUUAAUUGAGUUCUAUUUGAAGUGGACACAACCAUUGAAGAAAUAUAAUAUGGUCCCAUCUCAUAGUUUCAUCAAACAGAUUUCUUCGUGCUCGCUCUCAUCUCUACCAGCUAAUUUUUAUGGCAAUGUCAAAGAAGGAAGCCUUAUCCCAAAGAAAUCAGAAAACCUCAGCUUCUGCAAAAAUGGUUUGAUCAUAGAAGGUGAGGAGAAUCCAAUGGAAACUGAAAUUGUUAUCUUUGCAACGGGAUACAAAAGUGAAGAAAAGCUCAAGAACAUUUUCAAAUCCAGCUACUUUCAAAAAUGCAUUAUUGGGUCAUCAGCUCCUUUAUACAGAGAUUGCAUUCAUCCUCGAAUUCCACAGCUAGCUAUACUUGGAUAUGCAUACAGUCAUUCAGAUUUAUAUGCUGCGGAAAUGAGAAGCAAGUGGGUGGCACAUUUUCUUGCAGGAAAAUUCACAUUACCAACCAUAAAUGAAAUGGAAGCUCAAGUGACAGAAUGGGAAAAACUUAGAAGGUAUUACGCUGAAGAGAGAUACAGUGGUUCGUGUAUCAAUGCAUUGCAUCAAAUCUAUUGCAAUGAUCAGCUGAGCAAGGACAUGGGAUGCAAUCCAAGAAGGAAAAACUGCUUUCUUGCUGAGCUAUUUUCUCCUUAUGGUCCUAAUGAUUACAAAUACAUCUGUUACCAGUAAGAAGAUUAGAUUAAACUUAAUUGUAUUCCUUCGCAGUACUGUUGUGAUGAACUUAUUUUAUGAAAAACAAGCAAGAAUGACGCUAGAAAUGAAAACAGGAGGCUCCGGUGGUUCUAAUUGGAGGCCUCUUGAGAUGCAGCUACUAGUAGUUUCACUCUAACCACUGCACAUAGUUCGAAAUGGAAAUUUUCUUGGUUCCAAUCUGCA
Molecule: messenger RNA, 1889 nt
Organism: Jatropha curcas
Lineage: Eukaryota; Viridiplantae; Streptophyta; Magnoliopsida; Malpighiales; Euphorbiaceae
Product: putative flavin-containing monooxygenase 1
Molecular function (GO): NADP binding; flavin adenine dinucleotide binding; N,N-dimethylaniline monooxygenase activity
Source: RefSeq, a predicted model, not a curated record